GUAAUGCAAGUAGUGAAAGAACAGAUAAUGAGAGCUCUCACUACCAAGCCUAGCUCUCUGGAUCAGUUCAAGAGCAAACUUCAGAAUCUCAGUUACACAGAAAUACUGAAAAUUCGCCAGUCUGAAAGAAUGAACCAAGAAGAUUUCCAGUCUCGUCCGAUUCUGGAACUAAAAGAGAAGAUCCAGCCUGAGAUCUUAGAACUGAUCAAGCAGCAACGUCUCAAUCGACUUGUGGAGGGUACUUGCUUUAGGAAACUCAACAGUCGGCGUCGACAAGACAAAUUUUGGUAUUGUCGACUUUCACCUAAUCACAAGGUCUUGCACUAUGGAGACUUGGAAGAAAGUCCCCAGGGAGAAGUCCCCCAUGAUUCCUUGCAAGAUAAAUUGCCAGUGGCAGAUAUAAAAGCUGUUGUGACUGGGAAAGACUGCCCUCACAUGAAGGAGAAAGGAGCUCUUAAACAAAACAAGGAGGUGCUAGAGCUUGCUUUUUCUAUAUUGUAUGACUCAAGUGGCCAGUUGAAUUUCAUUGCUCCAGACAAGCAUGAGUACUGUGUAUGGACCGAUGGACUGAAUGCACUCCUUGGGAAGGAUAUGUUGAGCGAUUUAACGCGGAACGACUUGGACACGCUGCUCAGCAUGGAGAUAAAGCUACGCCUCCUUGACUUGGAAAACAUACAGAUCCCAGAUGCUCCCCCACCGAUCCCAAAGGAGCCCAGCAACUACGACUUUGUUUAUGACUGUAACUGAGGCUGCCACUGAAACUUACUUCAAAACUGGAAAUACUAUAACUGGAGAGAUAUUAAAAAAAAGAAGAGUGUGAGGGAAAAAGAGAAACCCACUUGUGCACCUUGGAUUUUGGCUUUGGGGAGGGGUGUAGGAACACUUACAUUCCUCCCUGUUCCCUGCAUCCCUUCCUUCCCCAUUCCCAUCUUCCCCAUUGCUCAUCCAAAUCCACAUUGCUUUAAUUAACUUGUAAUUGCAGGCCAUUGGCCUUGCUUAAGGCAAAGACUGCCACUAAGAAGCACCCUCCCAAGGACUUUUUUUACAUUUUUAAUACUGGAAUAGACAUUCUUAAAUAAGGAUGUUGUCAUCCAAACUGCAUGCCUGUGAAACCCACUUGGCAGGGCAGAGGCUUUAACUGGAAGGAGGAGGGAGGUAGGGAGCAGAAGCAGCUACUGUAAGCAGAAGAUUUCCCCAGACACUCCCAAGAGUCUGCUCACAGCCCAAUCCAAUGCGAUGAUGAAAAUUGUUAACUGCUUCCCAGUGCUCGCACCACCGCCACUGCCAUUAUUCUUUCCGCUGUCAUCUCGACUCUUGCCGCCAGCCUUCACCCAACUGAUCGGCUCCCAGAAUGGAAAGUCUGCAGGUUUUUGCUGUACCAUACGCUGCAAUGCUGCAACAGCUUUUAACUUCUUUUCCUCCCAGCUCUGAAGUAGCCCCACACUAGCAGAUCACUCGCACAAACUGUGUAUGAAGCCACUAGCGUGCCCCAUCCCUGUAGCGUUCCCUAAGCCUCGGUUGCCUCUAAAAUUGGCUUGUUGCUAUUCAAAGUGAUUUUUAUUUCCUUGCUCCAAAGUUCAACAGUAAUUUCCACAAAUUAGUUACAACUGCCAAACAGCCAGGUUUACAUUGUUGUCAUUGCUACAGUGUUACGAAUUUGCAAGGGAUUUUUUUUGUACGGGUUCUAAUUUUUUUAUUUUAUUUUGCCAAACAAAUCUAUUUAAUGAAACCUAAUUUCAUUGUGAGUACUUUUGAGGGACAAUAUUUUUACUUAAUUUCCAUUUGGAACAUUUCCCCUGAAGGGAAAAAAUAGUAUUUCCCUUCAACUUCGCUGUUGAAUAAAAAUCUGAGUUGUGAUGAUU
Mesitornis unicolor (brown roatelo) is the source of this 1862-nucleotide messenger RNA. RefSeq names its product engulfment and cell motility 1 (gene ELMO1). The coding region runs from base 4 to 747 and encodes 247 amino acids. NCBI's taxonomy places the organism in Eukaryota, Metazoa, Chordata, Aves, Mesitornithiformes, Mesitornithidae. The transcript has 6 exons. The record is from RefSeq and is a predicted model, not a curated record.